GCGGGCCCGUCGGAGCGAGGCCGAGCCGGACGCAGCCGCGGCCCUCUCCGCUGCCCAGCCAGGAUGUUUUCGGCCCUGAAGAAGUUGGUGGGCUCGGACCAGGCCCCGGGCCGGGACAAGCCCAUCCCGGCGGGGCUGCAGUCCAUGAACCAGGCGCUGCAGAGGCGCUUCGCCAAAGGCGUGCAGUAUAACAUGAAAAUUGUCAUCCGAGGGGACAGAAACACUGGCAAGACCACUCUGUGGCAUCGGCUCCAAGGGAAGAAGUUUGUUGAGGAGUACAUUCCGACUCAGGAGAUCCAAGUCACCAGCAUCCACUGGAAUUAUAAAACCACAGAUGACAUUGUGAAAGUUGAAGUCUGGGAUGUCGUAGACAAAGGUCAAAAAAUCCACCUCCGUGACUCCUUGGGAAAAUGCAAGAAACGAGGGGAUGGCUUGAAACUGGAGAAUGACCCUCAGGAGGCGGAGUCGGAGAUGGCUCUGGAUGCAGAGUUCCUGGAUGUGUAUAAGAACUGCAAUGGCGUCGUGAUGAUGUUCGAUAUCACCAAGCAGUGGACCUUUAACUAUAUCCUGAGAGAACUUCCGAAAGUACCGAACCAUGUUCCUGUGUGUGUGCUGGGGAACUACCGGGACAUGGGUGAGCACCGGGUGAUCCUGCCGGAUGACGUGCGGGAGUUCAUCGACAACCUGAACCGGCCUCCUGGCUCCUCAUACUUCCGCUACGCCGAGUCGUCUAUGAAGAACAGCUUUGGCCUCAAAUACCUGCACAAGUUCUUCAACAUCCCUUUCUUGCAGCUGCAGAGAGAGACGCUGCUGCGGCAGCUGGAGACGAACCAGCUCGACAUCGACGCAACGCUGGAGGAGCUCUCGGUGCAGCAAGAGACCGAAGACCAGAACUACGAAAUCUUCUUGGAGAUGAUGGAGGCCCGCAGUCGCGGCCCGGCCACGUCCCCGCUUGCCGCCAAUGGGCAGAGCCCCUCCUCAGGCUCCCAGUCGCCCGUGGUCCCUCCGGGCAACACCUCCGGAAGUUCCAGUCCUGGCACCCCCCAGCCACCGCCUCCCUUGCCCCAGCAAAGCGCCGGCCACCCAGCCGCUCCCCCAGAGUCCCUCCUGCCUCAGCCUCCCGCGCCCCUGCCCGAGCCCUCGGCAGCCGUCAGCCCCGCCGCCGCAGCCCCUCCGACCCAGAAGCGGAGCAUCAUCUCUCGGCUCUUUGGGACGUCGCCGGCCCCGGAGGCUCCCCCACCCCUGCCAGAUGCUGGCAUCACUGCUCCCUCCGCCCUGCCUUCGAAAGUGCAGAGCGUGGAGGACUUUGUCCCCGAAGACAGUCUGGACCGCAGCUUCCUAGAGGACCCUGCACCGCCGAAGGAGAGGGAGAGGCUCACUGCCAAGGGCCGUGGGGACAGCGACAGUGACCGGGAAGCCCCCGGGGGGAACCCCCUCGUGGCCAGCUUUCAAGAAGACCUGGAUGCAGAGGACCAUGUGCCCAGCAAGCCCCCUCUGGGGGCAGAGCUGGUCCCAAGCCAGAACGUUGCGCUGUUGAGCGAGGAGGAGUCCGGAGAGGAGCCGGAGGCCAGGCUCAGCACCGUGGCGGAGGAAGACACCGACCCGGAGCCGGGGGCCAAGCGAGCUACCAAAAAGUCGUCAAAAUUCCACAAACCAGUAGCAUCUAUCAAGGCAGCUGACCUGAUGGCUCCCACCAGCUUCCCUGCCCCACUGGGGCUGGAGCCAGGCGGGAGCACCCAGCUUCCCGUGGCAGCUGCAGCCCCGGGCACCCCUGCCCCAGUGGCCGUGGCGGCAGCGGCAGCCCGGCCCCCAAACGCUGGACCCCAAAGCCAGGCUUCCGUGCCCAAGCAGAAGAGGGACAAGCAGGAGGAAUCGGAGAGCGACCCCGAGGGACCGAUCGCCACCCAGAUGCUCUCCUUUGUCAUGGAUGACCCAGACUUCGAAAGCGAGGAGUCGGACAACCAGAGAAAGAGAAGCGACGAAUUCCCCGUGCGAGAGGACCUCUCCGACAUCUCUGACGAAGAAGCCCCCCCCAACGCCCCCCCGGCCGCCAAGCCCGUGUUGCACUCCUUCAAGCCGAAGAAUGACUCCGAUCUCUUUGGGCUGGGCCUGGUCGAGCCGGGCCCCAGGGGCAGCAGCGAGGAAGAUAAGCCAUCUUCCAAGGAGAAGAAGACGAAGAAGAAGAAGAAGAAGAGCGGCAAGGAGGAGGAAGAGAAGGCCGCAGCGAAGAAGAAGAGCAAACCGAAGAAGAGCAGGGAGCAGGACGAGGGCAAAGACGAGAAGGAGCGGAAGCGGAAGAAGAAGCAGCCGCGAGGCAGAGAGAGGAGCAGCGAGAUAGACGAGCUGGAGGCCUUUCUCGGGGGCAGGGCAGGAGCCGGCAAGCAGCAGGGGGGUGGAGACUAUGAGGAGCUGUAGCCCCCCGCUGUGCCGACGUCCUGGUGGUCAGCUGCCGGUGGCUGCUCUCAAGCUGGACCCUGGCCGGGAGGCGGAUGGGCGAAGCUGCCGUGGCUCCUUCCUGCCACCCGGACCGACUGCACCCCACGGACAGGUGGGAUCCAGAGGGGCGCUUGCUGCCUCCUCCGGGCUCCUGGCCCGGCCGGGCACCUUCUCUGCUGAGGCCGGGGCUCAGCAGAGGGAGGCGGACGAGGGGCCCCUGGGGCCAGACUGCUUCUCUCCGGAGCGAGGAGGCCGUUCGUGGAGGCACGCUGCUCUUUGUGCUCCGGAGAUCACCAAGCCUGACGACGGAGCCUUGCUGUUUUUUACCAGAGCUGUGGGCUGGUGGGGCGAGUCCUCCUCCGGGACCUUGUGGGGAGAAUUGUGGUGCUGAGCUCAGCUGCAGGGUUACAGCUGGGGAGGCCAAGGGCAGGCCGGGCGGGGCGACCACCCUGUGGGGCAGCCCGGCCGUCCUCUGGCUGGGGGCACAGAGACCCCUCUGGCUCGUGUGGCUCCAGGCGUCACACCGCUUAGAAGCUGCUGUGCAGUUCGGGAAGGAGAGCCGGGGCCCCACUCGGAGCCAGUGCGGGAGGGGAGGGCCGCCUGCCGCGCCUCCCCUCGGCUGGCCUCUCGCUGUCCCGGGCAGCCGCCGACUGCGGCCAAGUGCCUCUCAGGGACCCGGCUUGGCGGAGGCGUGGAGGGGCAGGGACGGCGCUCUGUGGGGCAGGAGGGCCCCGGGACGGCCGCCGCCGCAGCUCCUCGGCCCGUGCUUCCGCUCCUACUGGCCCCGCCACUGGGAGGGUGGCCCCUCCUGGCCCAGAGCCCAGGGGGUCCUCUCCCCUCCUGCACGCACGGCUGGAAGCGCCACCCGUCCUGGCUGUGCAGAAUUGUGGCCCUCCCUCCCUGUCUGUCUGCCCGCCCGCCCGCCUUGGUGUUUCCGCGGUGGUUCCUUCCAGCAGGCCCCCUCCCUCUGCGCAGGCCUCCGCAUUGCCGUGCUGCCCCCCCCCCCCCCCCCCCCGGCCAGCUUCGAGAGACCCCGGCUGAUCCUUCCAGGGCAUCCCGUCGCCCUUGUGCUGCCGUGUGCGGAUUGGACUCGGGCUGCUGCAACAUUCCCCCGGCCCCCGGCCCCCGAGUGACUCCCAAGCUGUGCUCGCCUGUGGCCGCUGCUCCGGAUCCAGGCUCCUCUUCAGCGUUGCCUCGGUAGGUAGGGAAGUGCCCCCUCGCGAGGAGCCCCCCUGCAUGAACGGAUCGCCAUCUCAGGUAUCCCAUCAGGCCGUCCUCCCCUGGUCCCCGGUUCCAUGCGCUGCUCUGCUCGCGGGAAGGAGGGGGCGUGGAGCGCGCCCCUGGCGCCUUCGCCCCCAGGAGGAGGCACGCCCAGGACCCCCUCCCCGGCACGUCCCCGCGCUGCUCCCCUGGCACCGUGCGCCCGCUGCUCCUGGUCCGGCUCCACGCAAAGUCCCCUGGUUGCAGCCUCUCUCGCUUUUUCCUUGGUCCUUUUUUCCCCUCCUUCCCGUUUUUGCUGGGGGGGAAAUGCCCCAGCGGCGCAUUCCUCCAUUCCAACUUAUAAAGCUCUCAGUUGUACA
Molecule: messenger RNA, 4016 nt
Organism: Varanus komodoensis (Komodo dragon)
Lineage: Eukaryota; Metazoa; Chordata; Lepidosauria; Squamata; Varanidae
Gene: RABL6
Product: RAB, member RAS oncogene family like 6
Exons: 16
Coding region: 64-2415 (783 amino acids)
Cellular component (GO): cytosol; nucleus
Molecular function (GO): GTP binding
Source: RefSeq, a predicted model, not a curated record